Messenger RNA from Colletotrichum chrysophilum, 1284 nucleotides. RefSeq lists its product as uncharacterized. Gene Ontology annotation, molecular function: zinc ion binding; metallocarboxypeptidase activity. Lineage: Eukaryota; Fungi; Ascomycota; Sordariomycetes; Glomerellales; Glomerellaceae. The coding region runs from base 1 to 1284 and encodes 427 amino acids. The record is from RefSeq and is a predicted model, not a curated record. Gene Ontology annotation, biological process: proteolysis. The transcript is spliced from 5 exons.
AUGAAGUUCCUCGCUAGUCUCUCCCUCGUGCUGCCGCUGGCCUCCGCCGCGGCUGUCACCCCUCUCGAGAAGAAGAUCACCUACGAUGGGUUCAAGGCCUUCCGCAUCGCCACCCACAAUGAUGCGGCUUCCAUCAAGGCGAAGAUCGCCAACAUCGCUGCCAUCCCCUUCAACCUCGACAACAGCGAGCACUUGGAUGUGGCCAUCCCUGCUGGCGACAUCUCCAAGUUCGAGAAGCUCGGACUGGAGACUAGCGUGCUGCAUGAGGAUUUGGGUGCCGACAUCGCCGAGGAGGGCACUUUUGCUCCCUACGAGAGCAAUGGAGAUGCUACCAUUCAGGCCCUUCCGGACCUGUCGUGGUUCAACUCGUACCACGCCUUCGCCGACCAUCAGCAGUUCAUCCGUGACCUGCAGUCCAACUUCCCCUCCAACUCUGAGUUGGUGAACGCCGGCAGCUCGUACGGCGGACGCUCACUACUGGGCAUUCACCUUUGGGGUAGCGGCGGCAAGGGAUCUAAGCCCGCGAUCUACUGGCACGGCACCGUCCACGCUCGCGAGUGGAUCACCUCCAUGGUUGUUGAGUACCUCACGUACCAGCUCAUCGAUGGAUACCAGAAGAACGACGCUACUGUCAAGGCUAUCCUUGACAAGUACGAUUUCUACAUUCUUCCCAUCGUGAACCCUGAUGGCUUUGCCUACACCCAAACCAACGACCGCCUGUGGCGCAAGAACCGUCAACCCCGAUCUGGAAGCACUUGCAUUGGCACAGAUAUCAACAGAAACUGGCCUUUCAACUGGCAACUCCCUGGUGGCGCCUCCACCAACCCUUGCUCAGAGACCUACAAGGGUGUGGCCGCUGGCGAUACUCCUGAGAUGGUUGCUCUGAAGGCUUACACUGACCGCCUCGCCUCUGGCAACGGUAUCAAGCUCUUCAUCGACUGGCAUAGCUAUGGACAGUACAUCCUGCUUCCCUACGGUUAUGACUGCUCUGCCCGUGCCAGCAACCACGCACGCCAGAUGACUCUUGCCGGCAACACCGCCACGACUAUCGCUCAAUCCUACGGCACCCGCUUCACCUACGGCCCCAGCUGCUCAACUCUCUAUGCGACUACUGGCAGUGCUCCUGACUACCUUACAGGUGCUGCUGGCGCGGAGGUUGCCUGGACCAUUGAGCUCAGGCCGUCUGGCUCUGCUGGUGGUGGUUUCGUUCUGUCCGCCGCGCAGAUCCUGCCUAGCGCGAUUGAGCAGUGGAACGGCAUGAAGUACCUACUGGCGAACGUCUGA